This is a messenger RNA of Parnassius mnemosyne (clouded apollo), 333 nucleotides long. NCBI's taxonomy places the organism in Eukaryota, Metazoa, Arthropoda, Insecta, Lepidoptera, Papilionidae. The record is from the annotation of a GenBank genome assembly.
AUGCCAAAGGUGGCAAAAAGUGCUAAAAGACAAAGUAUUCUUCAAGUUUACGCAUUUUGUGAAAGAGAACAGACUGAAAACAAACUGAUUGUUCCAUUGCAACAAGUUCGUGCCCGAGCCGCUAUGACUGAUGUACUUGCAUCUACUGUAACCCGAAUUUUAAAACAAGAAAGGGAGACCAGUUCAGUUACAAAUUUGGGUGGUCCGUCAAAAGUAACAACACCUGGAAAAAAAUUACCAAAUCGUGAUAAGAAGAUCAAUGAUAUCGACGCUUGUGCAAUUCGACAAAAAAUUAUGUCAUUCGACGAUGCACGAAGAGAAAUUGGGGUGUAA